Aspergillus welwitschiae is the source of this 3351-nucleotide messenger RNA. RefSeq lists its product as uncharacterized. The record is from RefSeq and is a predicted model, not a curated record. Gene Ontology annotation, molecular function: dynein intermediate chain binding. NCBI's taxonomy places the organism in Eukaryota, Fungi, Ascomycota, Eurotiomycetes, Eurotiales, Aspergillaceae. Gene Ontology annotation, biological process: microtubule-based movement. Gene Ontology annotation, cellular component: cytoplasm; cytoplasmic dynein complex. The transcript is spliced from 3 exons. The coding region runs from base 1 to 3351 and encodes 1116 amino acids.
AUGCAGCAGAGCAACGGUUCCCAUGACAGCUUAAUUGCCCCGAGUCCAAUUGUCCCCACUGGUCGGCCGAGUUCCCUGAACACCUCCAGAAGCGCCUACACCAUGUCGACCCUGUCACACGAACCUCGGCAGUCCCGGGACACCCUACAAUCCUCCGCGCAUCUUGAUCUGCGAGAUGAGAACGCAACCGAUUUCGCCAAGUUCAUUGAAUCUCAAAGCCCCAUCACCGGAUCCACAGGAGCCCGGGAGAUGCUCAAGGCCGGGCAGAGACGGCUCCGACAACUCGCUCAACGUCCGAAAAAGAGUACAGACCCCAGGACGAAGGCCGAAGAGUCAGCGCGGCAAUUGCUUGCCCUUCAGGAAGGAGGCUUCUUGCCGACGAGUGUUCCUGUUCCUGCUGGAGUACCUUCCAAGCGGUCGAGCCACAAGAAAAGCCUGGACUCGAGCCGGUCUUCCUCUCGUUCCAUCUCCAACCUCAGUUUCAUGGCGAACUCUAGAAGGGAUGUAGAGAGCAUUGGGCAGCCGUGGCUCACGGAUCCGCUCGAAAAGAAGGACAGACCGGAGGUUAGCACAAAUCAUUUGUCUGCGCUGGAUCUACGGGAGCUGACAUCUUUGGUGGAGGCUGCGGUAACCACCCCCCCGCACUUCGAUGACGCGAAUCCCCCGCCGUACCAGCCACCCACGCCGGCAAAGGAUGUCAAAGUGGACGCACAGUGCGAGAAUCAGGACCCUGCUGUUGCUGUUACUGUUACUGUCGCCGACACCACAUCCGGAUCUAAGGAGAAACAGUCGCUCGAACCCAGCGACGCGGCGAACCCCAGCAUUCAUGUCGACAGCAGUGAAGAGAAAAUACCCGACACAAGGUCUCCGGAUGAUGUAUUAAAAGAUGGAAGGGCGUCAGACAAAGACCAGUCUGGUCUCAAGACAGAUUCAGGUCUCGCAAUCGACCCAGAAGCAGUUAACAAGCCUGCUACGAGCUCGUCUGGAAGCUCUUCAACAUCGACAAGCCAAACCACUCCGUCUCUGAAGCUUUUCCCUGACACAAUGCCCCCGCGCAAUUCGAGUAAAGGGGCCUGGCGCAUCUCCAAUGCUCGCUCGCUCGCUCUCAACAGACCUCUCCCUGCGAGCCCCGAUCCGGAGCAAAGUAGCAUGGAUUCAAAUAAAGAAUGUCCCCAACCGAUCGAUAGCACCACGGUCAAAGAGGACUGCGGUGCUCAGGAGGUAUCUGAGCCGAUACGAUCUACUUCUUCUGAUGUUGGGAAAUCGGACAAGGAGCCCUUGGCAAGCGUGGCGAGCGAAAAUAAUUCGCAGAAGAAAGGAUCCCGCCGACCUUCAUCCCUGCCAAUGUGCACAAUCGAUGCGUUCCCUCUGCCAGCACCCAUGAGACCCCUGCCUUCGCUGCCAGAAUCAACUGCAGCAAGUGGUGCUCAUAGUCGCAGCACCUCCAGGUCUGCGCCUCUUGCGAGACUAGUGUUGGAUGAGAGAAACCAGGCCUCUAAUGCGCAUGAUGAAUCAACCCUUGGCACACCGGCUAACACUCUUCCCUUGGUACGGGCAGGUCAGAGUCGGGCCGAACGAGUUCAUGCGUUGAAGAUGAGAGACAUGUCGGCGAGCCGUCUUUAUCUUAAGGACUCGGAGACUCCUCGCGAGGAAGAAGAGGAUCACCAGCCCCCACGAAGUGCAAAGGCCUUCGAAGAAGCAAUGGCCCAGGAACGCGGAGAGGUACAAUCUCCUAGGCUUGAGUCUGAAAAGCCAGCGACUCGCAAUAUGCGCUAUCAGCGAAAGGUCGCUUCGGACCCUCCAUCCCCGCCGCCACUCUCCCCUCCGCCCUCAAAGCCAUCAAGACAACAAAUCAGCCAAUCCAUUGGCAGGCGUUACUGCAGCACACCUCUUACCGGUAGUGCAGUCUUGGCGAGAGAUUCUGAGCCGCAGCUGCUCCCUGCUUCCAGAGAUGCCCCUGUUCGUCGGAGCAGUAGCACUCGAAGCUUGACCUCUUCGCAUGAGAGAGCGAGAAAAGAACAGGAUACCAUGGGCCGCUCCGACGUUCCCAUCCCAUCUUCCGAUGACGAGUGCACCAGCGCAAGCGCUCGCCAGGAUCAAGCCCGUCCGACUUCUAGUCGACGGCGACGGAUGAGACCAGCAGCCCUCACCAUGAAUGAACACCGCUCGCACAGAAUGCGCGCGACAAGGAGGUCUUCCGACUACUGUCUCUCGCCGGGAAGCCACCGAACCCGUGCCUCCGGACGGGCGUCGCCACAGUCGUAUCAUACCCAGAGCUCGUAUUAUUCUCGGGACUCACGAAGCUCUCACCACGACACGAUCAGGGCUCUUGAAGGGCGCAUUGCGCACCUUGAACGACAGAACAAAAUCCUCCAGGCCGCACUCAUGGCUGCGUUGGACGUGGGCAAUGUGGAAAGCCUGCUUGGGGGAUCUGCUACCUCUCUAUAUACUUCGGCAAACACGCCGGCAACAGGACGGUCUUUUUCGUCUACGAACAGCUCCAGCUUGGAUGAGUCGAUGGUGGACGACCGUCGGCGCAGCCGCAGACGGCAGCCACCCUACCGUCCAACCAGCUGGAUAGCGAGCCCGGUCUCCAGCAGACGGGGAAGCUACGAUACCGAAGACAGUGAGAAUACCCAAAUCCCCCAACAUGUAACCGCCCUCCUUUCGCACCUCACCUCCCGCCCCGGCGUCCAAUCUACCUUCAUUCUCUCCCGCAAAGACGGCUCCAUAAUCCAGAGUACCGGGCUGUAUGCGAAACCACCACCUCCUUCUCCCCCAAGUGCAGCAACAGCUGCGGCGCAGCAAUCACCGCGCAACGAGUCCAUCUCCGCACCUAUCCCUACCGCUGUAGACGGAACCGAGACCGACACUGAGCCGCAGACUGAAAAUGAAGCCGGAGCUGAGCCCGCACCUACCGAGACGGAAGCUACCCCACCCCCGUCUACGAAACAGCCACAACAACAACCGAAAGAAGAAGCGGUAACACAACCAUAUCAGCCUUCGCAGGGUGAAGCUCUAGCGGCGCAUAUCUUUGCGUUUGUGGCCAGUGCGUCGGAACUUAGUCUUGCGCUGUCCGGGGCGGAGGAUGAUGCGGAUGGGGAUGGGGUUGUUAGACAUGUGGAUGGAGGAGUGGCUGGAGAUGGAGGAAGCGCUUCUGGCGCUGGUGCUGGUGGCGCUGGGGAGAAGGAAGAGGGCGAUGAUGAGGUCAAGUUGUUGAGGUUGAGGACGAAGAGGCAUGAGAUUGUGGUCGUGCCGGAUAGGAAGUUCUUGCUUUGUGUGGUGCAUGAUGCGCAUCAUGGGGGUGUUGGGGCGGGUGGGAGUGCAGGUGCUGCUGGGGGGCGGAGGUAA